Colletotrichum gloeosporioides is the source of this 435-nucleotide messenger RNA. RefSeq lists its product as uncharacterized. The record is from RefSeq and is a predicted model, not a curated record. Lineage: Eukaryota; Fungi; Ascomycota; Sordariomycetes; Glomerellales; Glomerellaceae. The coding region runs from base 1 to 435 and encodes 144 amino acids. The transcript has a single exon.
AUGCACUUUUCUUCCACCCUCGGCGUUUUCACGGCAACGGCCGUACACCUCAUCCACCCUGCAUCUGCGAGUUACGAACCCGGAAAAGCUGUGCAAGUCAACUUCUACUCCAACUCAGGCUGUUCUGCCUACACUAGCGAAACGGCAGCUUGGUGGACCCGUCCGCCUCGAGCUGGCGAAAAUGUCAAUGGGGGAUCUGCGCCUGACUGCUUCUCACUGAACACGCCAGGCAAUAGUGGAAGCUUGAAUGUCGCCAAUGUGUGGAAGGGCAGUGGUGCCAAGAGUUCAGGGGGGUGCUCUCUCUAUGAUGGAUAUAACUGUGGUGGUGCGUCCACGUAUGCCCGUUUCCAGGAUGGCACUGGGACCUGUAUUGCAUCGAGAAGCUCCAACGGGUUGCUGUGGAAGAGCACUCGUUGCGGCGUAAACCCAAGCUAG